Molecule: messenger RNA, 1914 nt
Organism: Fusarium coffeatum
Lineage: Eukaryota; Fungi; Ascomycota; Sordariomycetes; Hypocreales; Nectriaceae
Exons: 1
Coding region: 1-1914 (637 amino acids)
Cellular component (GO): mitochondrion; cytoplasm
Molecular function (GO): ATP hydrolysis activity; ATP binding
Source: RefSeq, a predicted model, not a curated record
AUGAGACGGUUCUCAACAGCGGUGAUUAUCACGGAUCCUCUGGUCAAGUAUCAAACUCAUGUAGCGGCUGGCCUGUAUGCGCCAGAUCCAUCGCAGCAUCGGCUUGCCAGGCACUUACAAAAGAUAUAUCUCCGCAUCAAGGACUAUUCUCCCCAAACAGAAUACCGUCAACGCUUGAAACAAGUUGCUCGUUUGACCGAGGCAAAGUCAAAAGAGAAUCCGGAAGAAGAAGGGAAUAUUCUUGCGUUACGCAAUCACUCAAUAUGGCGGAACCCGCUCUUCAAGCAUCUCCUCGCAACACCUGAAGGGAAAGAGAGUCUCGCUAUGACCCGAGUACUUGCGAAUCACGAGUCUGCAAUCGAGAUAGACUCACCUAAGGGACUGUUUCUUUCAGGUGAAGUGGGCACUGGAAAGUCGAUGUUGCUUGACCUACUUGCAGAUGGUUUACCAACUGAGCGGAAGCGAAGGUGGCAUUUUAAUACCUUUAUGCUAUACACCAUCUCUCAGCUCGAGCAUCAUCGAAAAACCAACCCUGGAGUUGAGGAGGGAGAAACAGACUAUUCCAUCUUAUGGAUGGCCAAAAAGUUGGUCGACGAAUCUCCGAUCUUGUUUCUCGACGAAUUCCAGUUACCCGAUAAAGCGGCCAGCAAGAUCCUCAGCCACCUGUUCAUUGCAUUUUUUCAACUUGGUGGUGUUCUCGUUGCGUCUUCCAACCGUAUGCCUGAAGAGCUUCAGAAUGCAAUUGGUGUCGAUUAUACACCUGCGCCAACAAGGGGCUUGAUUCGCAAAUUCUUUGGCGGCGCAGUACGUGCUCGAGGCGAGAUGUACGGGUCAACCAGCGAUUUUGCAAACUUUCUCGAAGUGUUGAAGGCUCGGUGCGACUUUUGGCAGAUGGAAGGAGCUAAAGAUUGGAGGAGGAGAGAAGAGACCGACAGCCCUCUUGUUGUGGCUGAGAGUGCUGCCGAAGGUGAAGCUGUUGUGGAGGAGGCUGUCACUCAAGACAAGCCGGAACGAACUACUAAGAAGCCAGUGAACUAUUACCUGUCAACGGAUGAGCAAGACGCAUGGCGAGAGCGAGUAAUGACUGCUAUUGCAUGGACGGACCCUGUUUCACUACCAUGGAAACCCUCAACGGUCGUGGUAUACGGACGAAAAGUUCACACACCUCGACACUACAACGGCUAUGUGUUCUGGGACUUUGGAGAUCUGGUUGAGGCCUUUGGACCAGCUGAUUACAUUACAAUGGCCUCUACUUACCAUACAUUUAUCAUUGACAAUAUUCCUAUCCUAACAUACGCAACAAAGAACGAGGCGAGACGAUUUAUUACCCUAUUAGAUGCUCUAUACGAAGCUCGCUGUAAACUCAUUAUUCGGGCGCAGAACCCUCCGGAUACACUGUUCUUCCCCAAAAAGAGAGGUCUUGCAAAUGGAAAACCAAACAACACAAACGAGCCGGAUGAUCUCAUCUCUGAAACCAUUGCCGAGGUAUAUCAAGAUCAGAUGUCUCCAUUUCGACCCAAUGUGGCAUACUACGAUACAAAGUCAAACACCGCAAACUACGAUCCAGACCAGGACUCAGACUUUGGCAUACAGACCAAGCCCAUCGACUUUGCGAACAGAAGCGCGUUCACCGGAGAAGAUGAGCGGUUCGCAUACAAGAGAGCUAUCUCUCGAUUAUGGGAACUAUGUAGUGCGCAGUGGCAUGCUAGGACAGGGGAUUGGUGGCAACCGCUGCCCCUCGAGGCACGGCACUGGGAAGGAGGCACUGUCACGCAGCGAGUCGAACAUCAAAUUGGUGCAAGUCGACUGAGCAAAGAAGAAGGGAUGGGCCAGAGUUUGGAGGUUGAUGAAAUGGCUGGACUGUCAAAGUGGAGAGUUGAAGAUCUGAAGAAUAGCUCGGAAAAGAGUGUCUGA